Molecule: messenger RNA, 2279 nt
Organism: Rhea pennata
Lineage: Eukaryota; Metazoa; Chordata; Aves; Rheiformes; Rheidae
Gene: POLR3G
Product: RNA polymerase III subunit G
Exons: 9
Coding region: 143-787 (214 amino acids)
Biological process (GO): transcription by RNA polymerase III
Cellular component (GO): RNA polymerase III complex
Source: RefSeq, a predicted model, not a curated record
GCGCGCCGGGGGCCGUUAGCGGCGGCGGCCGUUAGCGGCGGGGCGCGCGCGGGUGGAGGCCGGAGCCGCCUCAGCGGCUGCGGGGGGAUUGUGGCAAAUAUUUUCAUCCCGGUUUAGCCUUCAGGGGCAUCAGUAACUCCAAAUGGCUGGGUCAGGUAGAGGAAGAGGGCGUGCUGCAUUUACCUUCAACAUUGAGGCUAUUGGUUUUGCUAAAGGUGCAUCUCUACCUGAAGUAGUAUUCAAGCCUCCACCACUGUUUCCUAGUACAGACAAUAAGCCAGUGCCUCUGAAAACAGGAGAAGAUGAAGAUUACAUGUUGGCCUUAAAACAAGAUCUUAGAGGAACUAUGAAAAAAAUGCCUUAUUUUUUGGCAGUAGAAGAUGAUCAUGAAGCAAUUGAAAGAUACAGUAAAAAGUACAUGGAGACUGAAAAGGAGGGUGCAGCAUGGACCCCAGAUUGGAGAAGACUCCCAAGAGAGAUGAAGCCAAGCAAAAAGACCAAGAAAGCAGGUACCAAACCAAAAAAGGCAAAAAGCUCUGAGCCUAAAAGUAAUCUGGAUGUGUUGAAAAAAAUUGAGGAGUUGGAAAAGAAGGAUGAGGAAGAAGAAAAAUCUGAAGAUGAGAAAGACAAAACAAAAGAUAAAGAAGGUGAAGAAGAAGAAGAAGAACCAGAAGAAUAUGAUGAAGAGGAGCAUGAAGAGGAAAAUGACUACAUUUCUUCGUACUUUGAGGAUGGAGAUGACUUUGGUGCUGGCAGUGAUGACAAUAUGGAUGAAGCAACAUAUUAGCUAUUGUUGCUAGAUGGUAUACUAUUCAAGCCUUAUUGCUACUUCAAAUAAAGUAGGCCAAGUAUCACUGAGGGAGCUAAUGCUUUAGCUCUUGGUUUUUAUCAUACUUUCAAAGAAUAUAUUGAACAUUCUAAUUUUCCUAUUGCUGUAAAAUAGGGCACUGAUUUUAUAUUUUGUUCUUCUGCCAAAUAUUUUGCAGACAUGAGCCAGUUUAAGGUUCUGUGGAAUGUCUAACAAUGGAAUAAGCUAUAUGCCAUUGUAUUGCCUCUGCACAGGAAAAGAAUGUAUGUAUUUAAUUGAAUUGUGCCUAAGCAUUUGCACUAGUCAGUUGUAUGCUUUAGCAGUCAAAUCUUGAAAAAAACAGUGAAAUUCUUGACAACUGGAGUAAAACAAAUAUAGGGUCUUUGUGGAGAUGAACUACUUACUUCAGAGCUGCCUUCUCUGAAGUAAUUUAUAUAACUUCUGAAUUCAGGUCACUGAAAAUAGCUAACCACUAAGCACUUUAAUAAACAGACUUGAAAGUACCUUAAUAAUACAGACUAACACAGAAAUAAGUCUUUAAGAGCUAUUAUUUUAUCAAGGAAUUCUUAUUUUUAAGCAUUUUGGUCAAAAAGGAGAAUAAAUACUUAAGAAUAGUAUUGCCUUUAUGAGUGCAUUCUGUAAGUAAUAACGAAGAGUAGAUUCAUUACAAACUAUAUAUGGCUGAGGAGUAAAAAGGAAUCCUAGUUUUGACUAGUGGUAUAUAAAAUGACAAGAAUUCACCUCAAUUUCUCCACCUGUUAAGGAGAGUAUUAAAUUCCUACCUCAUAGAGUUGAAAAGUGAAAUGGUAGGUGCUAACUAUCUGCAUGUCAAUGAUUUUCUUCCCUAUAAAACAGUAUUUAAGAGAACCAAAGAACAGAAAGGACAGAAAUGUAGGAAAAUAAUAUAGUAAAGCUCUUUGCAUGAAAUUGUAAUUGGGAAAACAGGACAAGAGUGCUAUGAAUAGCAAAACUAAAUAUAAUUGUUUUGAAAAAUCUAAGAAAUACAGAAAACUUCCUGAGAAUAGAGACUUGAGGGACACAAUGACAGCAUUCUCUAUAUCCCCUUUUCCCUCAGUAAUACAAAUUGUUUUAUUGAUUACUUUUUUUUUUAAUAUUGAUAACUACAUUUUGUUCCUAGGAACAAUGUCCUCUGUGAGAGAACAGUUUUAAAACAAAACCAAUUUUAUCAGCAAGGGGAAAUGCAGAAGUUUUAGCUUGAAGUUUUCUGUUCAGUCAAACAAUACCUCAGUGCUGACUGGUCACUAGGUAGUACUGCAUUAUUCUAUGGACUUCUACCUGCAAUAAGCAUUUGUUAAACCUUUAAGGUGUAACUUUCAAGUGUUCAGACUGAUAAAAACACAUAUCUGUCCACAGGAAAAACUAAAAUGCAAUGCAAUGUAAGUCACAUCUCACAUGUAUACUAAUUUUAUUUAAGGGUUCAUUAGCUAUGCAAAUAAAUACUUAGUAAACA